This is a messenger RNA of Triticum turgidum subsp. durum (durum wheat), 1212 nucleotides long. NCBI's taxonomy places the organism in Eukaryota, Viridiplantae, Streptophyta, Magnoliopsida, Poales, Poaceae. The record is from the annotation of a GenBank genome assembly.
AUGGACGGAGAGCAAGGUCGGCAGCGGCCGGACUCCGGCAAGAACCUCAUAAAGAUCCCGUCCUACCAAGAGGUCUUCGGUAACGGAGCAGCUGCCUCCUCCUCCUCCUCGACGCCCCCCUCCUACAACCCUCCUCUCCCCAGCGCCGCCGCUGCCGCCGCCGGCUCUUCGUCGUCGUCGUCGUCGUUCUCCGAGGCCUUCUCCUUCCUCAAAUCCUCCGAGUUCUACUCCCCUCCCCCGCCGCCUUCACAGCAAUCCACCGCUCCUAGGCCGCCUCUGGCUGGCGCCACCACUACGCCGUCCCAGAGCAAGAACGCCAUUCUCGUGAGCAAUAGGCAGAAAGGGAACCCAUUACUGAAGCACAUCAGGAAUGCGAGGUGGACGUUCGCUGACAUUGUUCCAGACUACGUGAUUGGGCAAUCAUCAUGUGCACUCUACAUAAGUCUCAGGUACCAUCUUCUUCACCCAGACUACUUGUACUAUCGGAUAAGGGAGCUCCAAAAGAAUUUCAAACUCCGUGUCAUCUUGUGCCAUAUUGAUAUUGAAGAUGUAGUAAAGCCUUUACAUGAAGUCACAAGGACAUCACUGCUGCAUGACUGCACCCUUCUGUGUGGUUGGAGGCUUACUAAGAUACUCUUUGACCAAACUGUUCUCUCUUGUAGUCUGGAGGAAUGUGGCAGGUACUUGGAGACUAUUAAAGUGUUUGAAAACAAGCCAGCUGACAGCAUUCGCGAGCACACAGAUAAUGAUUAUUUAUCUCGGUUCACUCAUGCUCUUACAUCCAUCCGGCGUGUUAACAAAACAGAUGUUAUCACACUUGGUUCGUCUUUUGGGUCACUUUCCCGAGUCAUGGAUGCUUCUAUGGAAGAACUAGCUCGUUGUCCAGGAAUUGGCGAACGGAAGGUAAAGCGACUUCAUGAUACUUUUCAUGAGCCAUUUAAACGCGUUACGCCCCGCCCAAACCUCGUAGUACCUGAUACUCCCGACAGAGAGAAAGCGUCUGGUCAGCCUUCAUCGACCAACGAUGGCACGCCGGAAAAGCCAGGCACUUCCAAGAACAAGAAAGGCCCUGAUGUCAAAUCGGCCCUUACUGCUGCAUUUGCGAAGUACUCAGAAAAGAUCCGCAGUCAGGGCCGCGAGGCGGCCCAUGAGGCUGGUGAAGGUCCUAGCAGCUCAACCAUGGAAGGUGACAAGACAAAACAAUUAGAUUAG